Molecule: messenger RNA, 1596 nt
Organism: Penicillium malachiteum
Lineage: Eukaryota; Fungi; Ascomycota; Eurotiomycetes; Eurotiales; Aspergillaceae
Product: Carboxylesterase type B
Exons: 7
Coding region: 1-1596 (531 amino acids)
Source: RefSeq, a predicted model, not a curated record
AUGGCAUGGGCUUCUAGGCUUGUACAGUCUCUCGCCAUACUGGCAGUGACCAUACCUCCGACUUUGUCUAACCCAUGUCCAGGCUCAAAUUGCUCAAACAACCCUGCUAGCAACUCAGUGAAAACUACCAAUGGUCAGAUUAUCGGGCACCCGGGUCCUCGGUUCCCUGAUGUGAAUGAGUUCUUGGGUGUCCCUUAUGCCUCAGCUCCAAUUGGUGACCUUCGUUUUGCUGCCCCUGUGAACUUACAUUCCAGUAAAACCGUAGUAGCAAAUCACUAUGGCCCGAAUUGCCCUACCUCGAGUGAUGCAUUCCCACCUAUCCUUGGAAUGACUCCACAAGAACCGAAGAUUAUGAGUGGGUUCCUAACAGUGAAUGGAACGCAAAGUGAGGACUGUUUAUACCUCAAUAUAUGGGCGAAAUCCGGUUCUUCAAAGUUGAAACCAGUGCUGCUAUGGAUUCAUGGUGGCCGCUUCGUAAUUACCAGUGCGGAGUCCCCAUUCUACGACGGCCAAGCCCUAGCCUCUAAACAUGACGUUAUCGUGGUAACAAUUAACUAUCGAUUGAACAUUUUCGGAUUCUCCGGCGCACCAGGACUUCCACAAAAUGUAGGUCUACUAGAUCAACGCAUGGCUGUGGAAUGGGUGCAUCGCAAUAUCCAAGCCUUUGGCGGCGAUCCAGAUCGCAUCACCAUAUUCGGAUCCUCGGCCGGUGGCACUUCCGUUGAUCUAUACUCCUACGCCUGGGCUCGUGAUCCCAUCGUCAGUGGUAUAAUUUCUCAUUCGGGUACAGCACUGAGCUAUAAACCUAACACGCCUGAACAAUCUUCGAAUGCUUUCUUUUCAGCUUCUAAGUCCCUGGGUUGCGGCGGUCAUACUGAGAAGCCAGAGCAAGUUGUUCAGUGUAUGCGUCAGAAACCAUUUGAGGAUUUAUUUAACGCUUCUCUUAAUGUUCCUCUGGUGCAAACAAUCACCAUUCCAGAACCGGUGUUUCAUCCUGUAGUGGAUGAGAUAACAGUGUUUAGUGAUUACGCAAAGAGGUCCUCAGAAGGGAAAUUUGCGCGCGUGCCCUUUUUAGUUACCUGCAAUAACAACGAAGCUGGCUUCUACCGUCUAGCCGCAUACGCGAGUAACAUAACCGUCAGUAAUCAAACCUGGAAUGAGUUUAACCUGGCAGCUUUUACAUGUCCUAGUGGAAGAGCGGCUAGAGACCGAGUCGCACAUGGUGUUCCAGCAUGGCAGGCUCGCUACUUCGGAGACUGGGAGAAUCUACGCAUUUACCCCGGUAGUGGAACUUAUCACGGCUCGGAUAUUCCGAUGAUAUUUGGAAAUGCGGAGAAAAUUACUGGGUUACCGGAUAGUGAUCCUGAGAAGAAGGUUUCUCGGUAUAUGGCUUCGGCCUGGGUGGCAUUUGCUACUGAUCCGUAUAAUGGGUUAAAGAAGUUUGGGUGGCCGCAAUAUAAUUCCCAUGAGAAAACACUGGUUGGGUUGGCCUAUGAUAAUAAGCUGGAUGUGCAGUUCUUUGAUCCACAAGAAUUUGACUCUGGAUGUGCUGAACUGGAAGGGAGGUCCUUGAUUGUUGGAAAUGGGGCCAUCUAA